UCUUGUAUAAAUUGACCAGAGCUUGACUCUGUUUUCAAUUAGAUCGAGUCAGUCGAAUUGGUUUCUACUCAGUGGACGGAUAAUUGAACGGAGAACUUCAAGACCUAACAAUGUUGAGAAUUGCUCUGGUGGUGAUUCUGUUCCAAGUUGUUCUGCAAACUGCUUGCACCGAAGCACUUUGCUGUGAUGAUAUCAGAUCUGAUAUAAAAAAUCGUACCCUCGCUUACAACUUAUUGUGUUCAAAACACGAUCCACAGCUUGGAUCAUGCUGCCGUGUCAUAGAACGGAACAUUCGCAAGCAUAAACUGGCGCUCAGAAUACUGUGUCCAAACAACGAAACCGACCAUUGCAAGUCAAAUCCGUGCGGCCCUAAUGCUGUUUGUGUCAGUAACUCUAACCACUACACAUGCACCUGUAAACCUGGUUAUACUGGUCCGGGAACCAACUGUACAAAGAUCGACUCUUGCUCGUCCAAUCCUUGCGGCUUCAAUGCUACAUGCACCAGCCAUUCAACUUACUACACAUGCACCUGUAAACCUGGUUAUACUGGUCCAGGAACGAAUUGUACAAAGAUCAACUAUUGCUCGUCCAAUCCUUGCGAUGUCAACGCUGUUUGUGUCAGUAACACUUACAACUACACAUGCACCUGUAAACCUGGUUAUACUGGUCCAGGAACCCAUUGUAAAGUUAUUUCCGGAAAAAGUUGUGCUGAUCUCUAUAAAUUAGGGGUGAGGCAAGAUGGUGUUUAUACCAUCAAUCCUGAUGGCCUGGGAUCGUUCAAAGUCAGUUGUGAUAUGAGCAAAGACGGGGGAGGCUGGACCGUGUUCCAAAGAAGACAAGAUGGAAGUCAAGAUUUCUACGUUGGAUGGUCCGACUAUAAAGCAGGCUUUGGUGAUCUUAACGGCGAGUUCUGGCUGGGUCUUGAUAAAAUACAUCGUUUAACGAAAUCUGGCCAGAAUGUUCUAAGAGUUGAUUUGAUGGAUUUCAGGGGUGCUAAACGUCACGCUAAAUAUGGCACAUUUAGUGUGGCUGAUGAAUCAGACAAAUACAGAUUGACUAUUGGAAGUUAUCGGUCAGGUUACGCAGGUGAUUCCCUUGAUUAUCACAAUCAAAUGCAGUUCACUACCAAGGAUAAUGACAAUGAUGCUUGGAGUCGUAAUUGUGCUUCGUACCACAAAGGAGCUUGGUGGUACAAGAACUGUUUUCGAUCCAACCUCAAUGGCCUGUACGUGGAUGCAGGUCAGAUUAAUAGCGAAGGAAUAAACUGGUACCGUUGGAAACUUUCAUACUACUCUUUUAAAAAGUCGGAGAUGAAAAUUCGUCCAACUGUUUAGUUUCAAAAUAAAGACGAGGUUUAGGAGAGACAUAAACAUAGUUACGUCGAAGAACCUCGAGGAUUAUUUCUGAAUCGUUAACCGAACAAUGUAAAUUUUGAUUUCAGUCAGCAAAACAUGCCGGCUUCAUCGCUUCGUCAAAACUAUAAUCAUGUUUUAGAAAUAGUUAACGAGG
Dendronephthya gigantea is the source of this 1509-nucleotide messenger RNA. RefSeq names its product ficolin-1-like. The record is from RefSeq and is a predicted model, not a curated record. The transcript has 6 exons. The coding region runs from base 111 to 1334 and encodes 407 amino acids. Gene Ontology annotation, molecular function: calcium ion binding. Lineage: Eukaryota; Metazoa; Cnidaria; Anthozoa; Malacalcyonacea; Nephtheidae.